UGGUACAAGCAGCCUAAAAGAAGUGUUUAGCAAUCGGUCACCUAGUCAAAGAGUUCUAGACCCUUUGGCCCACCUUUCACACUUUCAAAAUUUGUCAAUUCAUUUCAGUUUUCACAUGUAAAGCAAGACGACUAAUGUGACCAAGAUCUUGGGCAAGAAAGAAAAGAAGAAUCAAAAUUGGUUCUGUGAAGUUAAUUUUGGCACCCCUAUCACAUGAGAAUAUCUUUGAACUAGAAGCAGAGCAGCUCAUUAGUUAGGCAACCAAACGAAAAAACCAUGAAAGGCAUUGCAAGACUUUUCUUCUUCUUCUUCUUCUUCUUCUUCACGGUUUCUAAUGGUGCAGAUAUCGUAGCUGUAAACCAGACAAUCUCAGAUGGUGAGACUAUAGUUUCAGCUGGGAACAACUUUGAACUGGGAUUCUUCAGCCCCAAAAGUUCAAGUUUGCGUUAUGUAGGAAUAUGGUACAAGUUCUCUAAUGAGACUGUGGUUUGGGUCGCCAACAGAGAAGCACCACUCAAUGACACAUCUGGAGUUUUGCAAGUUACCAGCAAGGGAAUCCUGGUCCUCCAUAAUUCAACAAAUGUUGUUUUGUGGUCUACUAACACAUCAAGACAGCCCCAGAAUCCAGUGGCUCAGCUUUUGAAUUCAGGAAAUCUUGUUGUUAGGGAAGCAAGCGAUACCAACGAGGAUCAUUACUUAUGGGAGAGUUUUGACUACCCAGGUAACGUGUUUUUGCCAGGCAUCAAUUUUGGCAGGAACUUGGUUACUGGCCUUGAUACGUACUUGGUGUCAUGGAAAAGCUCUAAUGAUCCUUCAUUGGGUGAUUCAACAACUAGGCUUGAUCCUGGUGGAUAUCCACAGAUUUAUAUCAGGGUUGGUGAGAACAUAGUCUUCCGAUCAGGACCAUGGAAUGGUGUUAGAUUCAGUGGGAUGCCUAAUUUGAAACCGAACCCGAUUUACACUUAUGGGUUUGUUUACAAUGAGAAGGAGAUUUGUUACAGGUAUGAUCUGACGGACAGUUCAGUUGUUUCGCAUAUGUUGCUGACCAAUGAAGGAAUUUUGCAGCGUUUCACCUGGACUAAUACCACAAGGACAUGGAAUCUGUACUUGACAGCCCAGAUGGAUAAUUGUGAUAGGUAUGCAGUAUGUGGUGCAUAUGGAAGUUGUAACAUCAACAAUUCUCCUCCUUGCGCGUGCUUGAAAGGGUUUCAACCAAAAUCUCCUCAAGAAUGGGAAUCUGGGGAAUGGUCUGGAGGAUGUGUUAGGAAGAAUGAAUCAAUUUGCAGGGCAGGAGAGGGGUUUCAGAAGGUACCAAGUGUGAAAUUGCCAGAUACAAGGACAUCCUCGUUUAAUUGGACAAUGGACUUUGUAGAAUGCCGAAGGGUGUGCUUGAUGAAUUGUUCUUGUACAGCCUAUUCAACUUUGAAUAUCACAGGUGGAUCUGGAUGCUUGCUUUGGUUUGAGGAGCUUCUUGAUAUCAGAGAGUACACUGUAAAUGGGCAAGAUUUUUACAUUAGAUUAUCUGCCUCUGAUUUAGAGCCAACCAGCAGACCUAAGAGAAAGACGCGAGUGUGGAUUAUAGCCAUCUGUUCAUUGGUUGCUGGAGUUACCAUUCUAGGCGUUGGCCUGCUGUUUCUGAUGAGGAGGAAGCCUAAGACAGUAGGAAAGAUGGUUUCAAUGAGAGAAAGAGACAUAAUUGAUAGCACCGAUAAAGAUCUAGAGUUGCCAGUAUUUGACUUCGCAACCAUAGCAAUUGCCACUGGCAAUUUCUCAGAUGACAAUAAGCUUGGAGAGGGUGGAUACGGACCUGUCUACAAGGGCACGCUUAAAGAUGGGAAAGAGGUAGCUGUAAAGAGGCUUUCAAAGACUUCCACACAAGGACUUGAUGAAUUCAAAAACGAAGUUAUAUGCAUUGCGAAACUUCAACAUCGAAAUCUUGUGAAACUUCUUGGUUGCUGCAUUGAAUCUGAAGAAAAAAUGUUGGUCUAUGAAUACAUGCCCAACGGAAGCUUGGAUACCUUCAUCUUUGAUAAAAAUCAGAGCAAAUUAUUGGAAUGGUCUAUGAGGCACCACGUUAUCAAUGGGAUUGGCCGUGGACUUCUUUAUCUACAUCAAGAUUCCAGGCUAAGGAUCAUCCAUAGAGAUCUUAAAGCCAGCAAUAUAUUGCUGGACUUUGAAAUGAACCCAAAAAUCUCAGAUUUUGGCAUGGCCAGGAGUUUUGGUGGAAAUGAAAUUCAGGGAAACACAAAAAGAGUGGUUGGAACAUAUGGCUACAUGGCUCCAGAGUACGCAAUUGAUGGGCUCUUUUCUAUAAAGUCCGAUGUAUUUAGCUUUGGUGUUUUGGUGCUAGAGAUAGUAAACGGGAAGAGAAACAGAGGAUUUUGUCAUCCAGACCACAAGCACAACCUUCUUGGUCAUGCAUGGAGACUUUACAAGGAACAGAAGUCAUUCGAGUUGAUCGACGAAUCUUUAAACAAUACCUGCGAUUUAUCUGAAGUCAUGCGAGUGAUCCAAGUCGGUUUACUGUGUGUGCAACAAGCUCCGGAGGACAGGCCUACUAUGUCAACUGUGGUGCUAAUGUUAACCAGUAACAUUACAUUGCCUGAACCAAAAGAGCCUGGAUUUUUCACAGAAAGGAAGUUAUUUGAUCAAGAGUCUUCAUCUAGCAAGGUGGAUUCGUGUUCCGCAAAUGAGAUUACUAUUACACUGUUAACUGCUCGAUGACAGACAAUUUUGUGUUUUUUUUAUUCAUGUUUGUAUAAAUUAUAUCAAUGAGAGGUGUAUAUUCUUCA
Populus trichocarpa (black cottonwood) is the source of this 2792-nucleotide messenger RNA. Its product is annotated as G-type lectin S-receptor-like serine/threonine-protein kinase At4g27290. The coding region runs from base 277 to 2724 and encodes 815 amino acids. Gene Ontology annotation, biological process: protein phosphorylation; recognition of pollen. Lineage: Eukaryota; Viridiplantae; Streptophyta; Magnoliopsida; Malpighiales; Salicaceae. The record is from RefSeq and is a predicted model, not a curated record. Gene Ontology annotation, molecular function: ATP binding; protein serine/threonine kinase activity. The transcript has 7 exons.